Molecule: messenger RNA, 1998 nt
Organism: Cygnus olor (mute swan)
Lineage: Eukaryota; Metazoa; Chordata; Aves; Anseriformes; Anatidae
Product: EH domain-containing protein 2-like
Biological process (GO): endosomal transport; endocytosis
Cellular component (GO): cytoplasm; plasma membrane
Molecular function (GO): calcium ion binding; GTP binding; protein binding
Source: RefSeq, a predicted model, not a curated record
CCCCCCCCCCGGCACUUUUCUCCCCGACGCCUCCCGGCCGCGGCCCAGACGCUCGGCGGGACCCCCAGGAGGGCUUCGGGGAGGGGACCGGGCAGCCCCCCCGGCUUUGAUUUUUGGGGAGGGGGCCGCCUUUUCCCCCCGCCUUCGAUUUUUUGGGGAGGGGGCCUCUCACCAUCCCCUCCGGCCGCUCCCCAGGAGGGGACGAACCCCCCCGAAAUCCUCGCAAUAAAGCCCCAAAAGCCGCCCCCCUCCGCCCGCUCCCCUUCCCGGGCGGGGGUCCCCGCGGCGCUCAUCCCCCGGCGGCGGUGCUGAGCGGGGCGCGCGCCCCCCCCGCCCGCCCCGUGCCCCCCACCCCAAUGUUCAGCUGGCUGCGGCGCCAGGAGAAGCGGAGCCCCGAGGUGGUGCGCACGGUCACCGAGGGGCUCCGCCGCCUCUACCGCGCCAAGCUGCUGCCGGUGGAGGAGUUCUACCGCUUCCACGACUUCCACUCGCCCGCGCUGGAGGACGCCGACUUCGAGACGAAGCCCAUGGUGCUGGUGGCCGGGCAGUACUCCACCGGGAAGACCACCUUCAUCCGCUACCUGCUGGAGCACGACGUCCCCGGCAGCCGCGUGGGCCCCGAGCCCACCACCGACUCCUUCGUGGCCAUCAUGCACGGCGACACCGAGGGCAUCACGCCGGGCAACGCGCUCAUCGUCGACCCCAACAAGCCCUUCCGCAAGCUCAACCCCUUCGGGAACACCUUCCUCAACCGGUUCAUGUGCGCCCACCUGCCCAACCAGGUGCUGGAGAGCAUCAGCCUCAUCGACACCCCCGGCAUCCUCUCGGGGGCCAAGCAGCGCGUCUGCCGCGGCUACGACUUCCCGGCCGUGCUGCAGUGGUUCGCCGAGCGCGUGGACCUCAUCAUCCUCCUCUUCGACGCCCACAAGCUGGAGAUCUCGGACGAGUUCUCCGAGGCCAUCCGAGCCCUCAAGGGCAACGAGGACAAGAUCCGGGUGGUCCUGAACAAGGCCGACAUGGUGGAGACGCAGCAGCUGAUGCGCGUCUACGGGGCGCUCAUGUGGUCCCUGGGGAAGGUGUUCAACACCCCCGAGGUGCUGCGCGUCUUCAUCGGCUCCUUCUGGUCCGAGCCGCUGCUCAUCGCCGACAACCGGCAGCUCUUCGAGCUGGAGGAGCAGGACUUGUUCCGGGACAUCCAGAACCUGCCCCGAAACUCGGCCCUGAGGAAGCUCAACGACCUCGUCAAGCGAGCGCGCCUCGUUAGGGUGCACGCGCACAUCAUCAGCCACCUGAAGAAGGAGAUGCCGUCCGUCUUCGGCAAGGACAACAAGAAGAAGCAGCUCAUCGCCAAGCUGCCCGUCAUCUUCGCCCGCAUCCAGCUGGAGCACCACAUCCCCCCGGGGGACUUCCCCGACUGCGCCAGGAUGCAGGAGCAGCUGCUGGUGCACGACUUCGCCCGCUUCCCGUCGCUGAAGCCGCGGAUGCUGGAGGCGCUGGACGAGCUGCUGACCCGCGACAUCGCGGCGCUGAUGCCGCUGCUGCGCCAGGAGGAGCUGGAGGCGCCCGAGGUGGGCGUGCAGGGGGGGGCCUUCGAGGGCACCCGGCAGGGCCCCUUCGUGGAGGGAGCCCUCGGGGAGGAGGAGGAGGAGGCCGGGGAGGAAGGCGACGAGUGGGUGGUGACGAAGGACAAGGCCAAGUACGACGAGAUCUUCUACGGGCUGGCGCCGCUGGGGGGGAAGCUGAGCGGGCGGCAGGCGCGGGGCUGGAUGGUGAGCAGCAAGCUGCCCAGCUCCGUGCUGGGCCGCAUCUGGCAGCUGAGCGACGUGGACCGCGAUGGCAUGCUGGACGCCGAGGAGUUCGCGCUGGCCGGGCACCUCAUCGGCGCCAAGCUGGAGGGCCGGGGGCUGCCGGCCGACCUGCCCCGCUCCCUCGUGCCCCCCUCCAAGCGGCGCCACAAGGGCUCGGCCGAGUAGCGGGGAAUAAAGGGAGAGGCGGCCA